Molecule: messenger RNA, 1866 nt
Organism: Mesoplodon densirostris (Blainville's beaked whale)
Lineage: Eukaryota; Metazoa; Chordata; Mammalia; Artiodactyla; Ziphiidae
Gene: GATM
Product: glycine amidinotransferase
Exons: 9
Coding region: 115-1386 (423 amino acids)
Biological process (GO): creatine biosynthetic process
Cellular component (GO): mitochondrion
Molecular function (GO): amidinotransferase activity
Source: RefSeq, a predicted model, not a curated record
CUACAAAAGGCCGAGCACCGGGACCCCCUGCUGCGGGCGCGCUCUCGGGGCACUCGGAAGGAGGUGGCUGAGCGCUGGGCACAGUCGGCUUGUGGACCAGGCAGGCGCGAGGCGAUGCUGCGGGUGCGGUGUCUGCGCGGCGGGAGCCGCGGCGCUGAAGCGGUGCACUACAUCGGGUCUCGGCUUGGAAGAACUGUAACAGGAUGGGUGCAGCGAACUUUCCAGAGCACCCAGGCAGCUACGGCUUCCUCCCGGAAUUCCUGUGCAGCUGACGACAAGGCCACUGAUCCUCUGCCCAAGGACUGCCCUGUCUCCUCUUACAACGAAUGGGACCCCUUAGAGGAAGUGAUAGUGGGCAGAGCAGAAAAUGCCUGUGUUCCACCAUUCACUGUGGAGGUGAAGGCCAACACAUAUGAAAAGUACUGGACUUUUUACCAAAAGUAUGGGGGCCAUCAUUUUCCCAAAGAUCAUUUGAAAAAGGCUGUUGCCGAAAUUGAAGAAAUGUGCAAUAUUUUAAAAAUGGAAGGAGUGACAGUGAGGAGGCCUGACACCAUUGACUGGUCCUUGAAGUAUAAAACUCCUGAUUUUGAGUCUACGGGUUUAUAUGGUGCGAUGCCUCGAGACAUCCUGAUAGUUGUGGGAAAUGAGAUUAUCGAGGCUCCCAUGGCCUGGCGCGCUCGCUUCUUUGAGUACCGCGCAUACAGAGCAAUUAUCAAAGACUACUUCCGCCGCGGGGCCAAGUGGACAACAGCUCCUAAGCCCACAAUGGCUGAUGAGCUUUAUGACCAGGAUUACCCCAUCCAUUCUGUAGAAGACAGACACAAAUUGGCUUCUCAGGGAAAAUUUGUGACGACUGAGUUCGAGCCAUGCUUUGAUGCUGCUGACUUCAUUCGAGCUGGAAGAGACAUCUUUGCACAGAGAAGCCAGGUGACAAACUACAUGGGCAUUGAGUGGAUGCGUAGGCAUCUCGCUCCAGACUACAGAGUACAUAUCAUCUCCUUUAAAGACCCCAAUCCGAUGCACAUUGAUGCCACCUUCAAUAUCAUCGGGCCCGGUCUUGUGCUUUCCAAUCCUGACCGACCAUGUCACCAGAUUGAUCUUUUCAAGAAAGCAGGAUGGACCAUAGUUACUCCUCCAAUACCAGUCAUCCCAGAUGAUCACCCACUCUGGAUGUCGUCCAAAUGGCUUUCCAUGAAUGUCUUAAUGCUAGAUGAAAAGCGUGUUAUGGUGGAUGCCAACGAAGUCCCGAUUCAAAAGAUGUUUGAAAAGCUGGGUAUCAGUACCAUUAAGGUUAACAUUCGUAAUGCCAAUUCCCUGGGAGGAGGCUUCCACUGCUGGACCUGCGAUGUCCGGCGCCGAGGCACCCUACAGUCCUACUUUGAUUGACCAGGCCUGCUGGGGCUUGGGGCUUGGCCUCAAAUAAACCUAGGAAGCUUAGGGAUAAGGUUCAUUCUCCUGCUUUAAAAAGUGCAUGAACUGUAGUGCUUUAUACAAUCAUAUCCAUAACAGGGGUCUUAAGCCUGGUUUAUUUUUAUUACUUUUCUUUGAUAAAAGGAAAAUAACCUGUGCUAAAUCUUACUCUCUUCUCCUAAAUUUUUUACUGUUUGUCUUCAAGCAUGAAAAUUUGGUGAAUGUCUACCAAAACAAAAAUUAGUCAUUUGAGUAACUUGGCUACUAAUACAUUUAACCAUCUACCUCUGUUUUUAAUUUUCUUUCCAAAAGGCAGCUUGAAAUGUUGGUCCUAAUAGUCACUUUUUUUUCCUUUUUGCUAAACUUGUGAAUGUUUGUAUCACUUCUUUUUUCUAAAUAAAAGACUCAGAAUGUACACAGAUCUUACAGAACCAGUAAUUGUCUCUUUUUCUAAUA